GCUAUAUGAGCUCUGGAAGCCGCUGACUCGGCCCUUUCCGCCUCGCUCCCUCCCGCUCUCGGGUCGCUCGCCGCGCACAGAUCAAGCCGCGCCGCCGCCUCCCCCCUCCCCCGUGCCGCCGCCCAGCAGCGCCGCCGCCGCCAUGAUCAUCUACCGGGACUGCAUCAGCCAGGAUGAGAUGUUCUCCGAUAUCUACAGCAUCCGGGAGGUCGCCGACGGGCUCUGCUUGGAAGUGGAGGGGAAGAUGGUCACCAGGACAGAGGGUCAGAUUGCUGAUGCUUUAAUUGGUGGCAAUGCCUCCUCUGAAGGUAUUGAAGAAGGAACAGAUCCCACAGUUAUCACUGGUGUCGAUAUAGUAAUGAAUCACCAUCUUCAGGAAACUAGCUUUACAAAAGAGUCCUACAAGAAGUAUAUCAAGGACUACAUGAAAGCAAUCAAAGCCAGACUUGAGGAACACAAGCCAGACAGAGUAAAGCCUUUCAUGACAGGGGCUGCAGAACAAGUCAAACACAUCCUUGCGAACUUCAAAAAUUACCAGUUCUUUGUAGGUGAGAACAUGAAUCCAGAUGGCAUGGUGGCUCUCCUGGACUUCCGUGAGGAUGGAGUAACUCCAUAUAUGAUUUUCUUUAAGGAUGGUUUAGAAACUGAGAAAUGUUAACAAAACGGAGCAACUAUUUUGGAUCACCUGUCAUCAUAACUUGCUGCUGCUGCUCUUUCCUCAUCAACACAACACCAGGACUCAGCAGUGUCUACCAACUGGACUGAUACCAUCUUGAGCUUUAUUCACUUAUUUUUGACCCUGAUUUGGAGUGGAGGCAUUGUUUUAAAAAAAACAAAAAAAACUUGUCAUGUAGGUUGUCUAAAAUAAAACUCAUUAAACCCAUUCUAGGUAA
Molecule: messenger RNA, 893 nt
Organism: Emys orbicularis (European pond turtle)
Lineage: Eukaryota; Metazoa; Chordata; Testudines; Emydidae
Gene: TPT1
Product: tumor protein, translationally-controlled 1
Exons: 6
Coding region: 143-658 (171 amino acids)
Cellular component (GO): cytoplasm
Molecular function (GO): calcium ion binding
Source: RefSeq, a predicted model, not a curated record